AUGGCGGACCAGGGCGAGAAAAAGGAGAACCCCAUGAAGGAGCUGCGCAUCCGUAAACUGUGCCUGAACAUUUGUGUGGGCGAGAGCGGAGACAGACUGACCCGAGCCGCCAAAGUGCUGGAGCAGCUCACAGGACAGACCCCCGUGUUCUCAAAGGCCCGAUACACUGUGCGAUCCUUCGGUAUCCGCAGAAAUGAAAAGAUUGCGGUUCACUGCACCGUCCGAGGAGCCAAGGCCGAGGAAAUCCUGGAGAAGGGACUCAAGGUGCGUGAGUACGAGUUGAGGAAAAACAACUUUUCCGACACCGGAAACUUCGGGUUUGGGAUCCAGGAACACAUCGAUCUGGGAAUCAAGUACGACCCCAGCAUCGGGAUCUACGGACUGGACUUCUACGUGGUUUUGGGCCGACCCGGGUUCAGCAUCGCCGACAAGAAGCGGAAACGAGGCCGUAUCGGCUUCAAACACCGGAUCCGCAAAGAGGAGGCCAUGCGCUGGUUCCAGCAGAAAUACGACGGCAUCAUCCUCCCCGGGAAGUAG
Messenger RNA from Knipowitschia caucasica, 537 nucleotides. The record is from the annotation of a GenBank genome assembly. Lineage: Eukaryota; Metazoa; Chordata; Actinopteri; Gobiiformes; Gobiidae.